Molecule: messenger RNA, 8641 nt
Organism: Drosophila obscura
Lineage: Eukaryota; Metazoa; Arthropoda; Insecta; Diptera; Drosophilidae
Gene: eys
Product: protein eyes shut
Exons: 14
Coding region: 983-7525 (2180 amino acids)
Biological process (GO): establishment or maintenance of epithelial cell apical/basal polarity; heterophilic cell-cell adhesion
Cellular component (GO): plasma membrane; protein-containing complex
Molecular function (GO): calcium ion binding
Source: RefSeq, a predicted model, not a curated record
CCAGUUGACGGCGAGCCGUGCGAGCAGACGGUCGUGUUGUAGUCGCAAUUGCUAGAAGGAAAGUGGCCCCCCAAAAACAACAAAAAAACACCAAACCGAAGCCCAAACAAAAAGCCCAUCACUAUCAUCAUAGUUACGGUGUGUUCCGAGUGUGGAAUUAGCACUGCGGAGUGCAGUGCAUUCCAAGAUAAAACUGCAAUCAAGGGACGCGAGUACGAAGGAUACACCGCCGCAUUAUCCUGAGGAGACAUAGACCCAUAGACCUCCCCAAAAGAACAGUGAGACAUUGUCCUUUAUUUUUGUUUACAACUCGCGGUCAGGACUUUGAAUUUUUGUGGGUCUAGGACUCGGUGGAGGGUGUCCCCCGUGUCUUUCGUGGUCACCGUGUUAGUUUGUGUGUGGUUUUACCACCCACCCCUAGUCCUGUCCUUAACCGCCGUGCUUUGUGUUUGUGUUCUGCUGCUGUAAAGUGGACGAUGCCAUGGCAACACAUUGCUAAUCGAUGACGUGACCACAAAAAAAAAACCACUCCAACAACCAACCAACAAAAUAACUGUCGGCAAACAACACCGAAAACACUCUUCACAUUUUGGGAUAACACUCGGAUAAUGACCAUCAACUGAUUUUGGACUGCAAUGGCUGCAAAAAUGUGAACGAGCAGAAGAGCAGCAACAACGAGGCGAAAUAUAUAAAAUAAAACAAAGAAGAAGAUAGGAGAAAGUAGCAAGGAAGAGGGGGAAAAAUCAUAAACAAGAUUUCUGAAGAUGCGAAGGCGACGCAGAUUGCAUUCAAGGAGCGCCGCACUAGGAUAACAAGGGAGAGAGGUGGAUGUGGAUGUGGGGGCAAACAAUGAGAACUAAUAAAGCACUUAAGCGGAUAGACGAGCAGCAACAAGGACAAGCAAAAGGACACUCAAGUGGAAGGCAGCUCACGGAGCAACAGCAGCAUCAAUCAAAAGCAGUUUUCAAGACCCACUGGGCGUAUGAUCAACGUGAUUCAGAUUGAUAAACAGACAAUGGAGGAAUCGCCUCAAAUGAGACGCGAAAUUGGUCGAAGACGUCCCUUGCAGCUGCUGCUGCAGCAGCAGCAGCACGAGGAGGAGCAGCAGCAGGCGAGAAUCCUUGAAGAGGAUGAUGCACGAGCUGCCACACCGCUGACAGCAAACGGUUGCACCACCACGGGCCUGACUGCUACCACCAACCAGAAGCAACAACCAUCAACGGAUAUGCAACGAAACCACCUGCAAAAGAUGCCAACGACAAGAACCACAGCAAGAGCAACAAUAGAAAAACCAACGAUAACAACCAUCACAAAAACUCCAACUCCAGCAGCAUCCUGCUGCCCGGAAACAGCACCAACUUCAAGAUUAAACUCUGCCUGGACAUUAAGGAUAUUAGCUAAGUGCGGCGGCAGCUUCCACUCCAGGCUGCUGCUGCUUCUCGGCUUAUGCCUGGGCUUCCUGGUGGGUGGCGGCCAGGCAGGAUUUGCCUGCCUCAGCAAUCCCUGUGUGUUUGGCGUAUGCAUCGAUGGCCUGAACAGCUCGUACUCGUGCUACUGCAUUGAUGGCUAUACAGGGAUCCAGUGCCAAACGAAUUGGGAUGAAUGCUGGUCGGGGCCCUGUCAAAAUGGCGGGACAUGUGUGGACGGUGUGGCCUACUACAAUUGUACGUGUCCGGAAGGAUUUUCUGGAACCCAGUGCGAGGAGAAUGUCGAUGAAUGCAUGUCGAAUCCGUGCCAGAAUGGCGGACAAUGUCGGGACCGGACUAAUGGCUAUAUAUGCACCUGCCAGCCUGGCUAUCUGGGGGAUCAUUGUGAACUGGAUGUGGCCGUCUGCGAUACGGGAACUGGUGCACGUUGCCAGCAUGGUGGCGAAUGCAUUGAAGGACCUGGCCUCGAGUUCACCUGCGAAUGUCCUGCUGGCUGGCAUGGACGCAUCUGUCAGGAGGAGAUCAACGAAUGUGAAUCGUCGCCGUGCCAGAAUGGCGGCGUUUGUGUCGACAAAUUGGCGGCCUAUGCCUGUGCCUGUCCCAUGGGCUAUACGGGCAUCAACUGCGAGGAGGAGAUACUCAUCUGUGCGGACAAUCCCUGCCAGAACAAUGCCCUCUGCCUCAUGGAGGAGGGCAUCCCGACCUGCUACUGUGUGCCCGACUAUCAUGGCGAGAAGUGCGAGUAUCAGUACGAUGAGUGCCAGCUGGGGCCGCGCUGCAUGAACGGUGGCGUCUGCAUCGAUGGCGUAGAUACCUUCUCCUGCUCCUGCCCCCCACUGCUGACGGGCAUGCUCUGCGAGUGUCUGAUGGUGGGUGAGGAGUCCUUGGACUGCAAUUACACUGCACCAGCCACCCAGGCCACACCCACACGUGCCACGACCACAACAUCCACGCUGGCACCGCCCACGGUGCGGCCUGUCACGCCGCCGGAGACGACCCUUGCCCCGCAACUGCCCGAAGAGCCCGUGGAGCCGCCUGUGGGCGCAACCACCGAAGCGGCGGCCGCCUCUUCCGAGGAGGUUUCAGUGGAGAUUAAACCACUGACAAUGGCACCACCCGAGAGCGGCAGUCACAGUGUGUCUGUGGAGCAAACCACAGUGGGUCCAGAGGUGCCCGAACCACAGCCAGAACCCCCCCAACCAGGCACUACCGCAGCUCCUGGGGUCAGUGCUGCUGGCUCUUCGGGUUCUUCCUCGGAGGAAACACCCAGCAUCUACACCACUCUGCCACCGCUGCCACGCACCACAUCUGCCUCGGCAGAAGCCUCUGGCGAGGUUGUCACAUCCGAAGAGUUCACCACGGUACCCCGCUUCGAGGUGAGUGGCAGUGGCAGCGAAGAAGCCACCACAUUGCGUCCCACUGCACCACCCAGCAUCACCCAGGCUGUGGACUAUGCCACAUCCUCCUCCGUCUCCUCCUCCUCCUCUUCGAGCUCGGAGUCUGCCGAACAGCAGCCCAUGGCCACCACCCCGGCGUCGAUCUUCGUGCAGCGUGUGACGACCAUCGAGACGAGCAUCUCUGUGGAUUAUGGCAGUGCCACGCCCACACCAACGCCCUACUAUCCACAGUUGGAGACAACUACAACGCGAGUGGUGCCUGUGCCCAGGCCCACCUUUGCCACAGAGCCACCACUGGAGCUGGAGGAGACCACCUCUACGCAUCACCUCUGGACAGAGGUGCCCACCACAGCGGCUCCGUUCUUCACGGAAUAUCCAGCCGAGGUGCUGAUAACCACCCACAGGACGAGCGCAGGCAGAUUCACAACAGUCCAACCACCACCACGUGGCACGACAAUCUCCGGCUCCCCAGAGGAAUACGAAACAUCGUCCAUAGAGCUAUCCACGGUGCACACGCCCCACAUAGUGGUGACCAUUCUGGACAGCAAUGCCAGCAUUCCACAGCUGAUUACAACAACGGCAGUGCCGCCCACCACGCAUCAUCACCAUCAUCAUCACGAGCACGAGACGACAGUUGAGCCGGGCGAGACCGUCAGCACGCUGCCCACAUCCAUCGAGGAGGAUGAGCACCAGCAUCACCAUCAUUAUCAUCCCCAGCACACGCCGCAUGUGGUUGUUACCACGCCCAUGCCGGUGGAGAUUACCACGGGAGUGGCCAUGCAGACAGAGGAUCUGAUUGGAGUGCAACAGCCUGCACCAGAGACUACAGUGGAGCCGUACAUACCGCCAGAGACAACAAUGCCGCCGCCUGUGCCAUCUGUGCCGCUCACUACGCUAAGACCUUUGCCUCUGCCCACGCUGAGACCUACACCAACGGAACCAACCACUGCGGCUCCCACAAUGCCUCCCACUGCAGCUCCCACUCUGCCGCCUGCUACGCUGCCACCCCCUACGAUUCCACCUACGCCGCCAUCCACACAAUCCGCACAAACACUGCCGCCACCCACGCAGCACGCAGUCUACAGCACGCCCGAAGGGCCGCCGGCACAGACGAGGCAGCCCGUCGUCACAGAGAGCAGCGAGGAGGUCGAGGGCUCGAACACAGUGGCCAGUGGAGGACGACCGGGUGCCAGUGGUGUGCCCGAGGAGAAGGCCGGAGAUGUGGACUGCAUCAAGUUGGGCUGCUACAAUGGCGGCACCUGCGUAACCACGUCGGAGGGUUCCAGGUGCGUUUGUCGAUUUGAUCGCCAGGGCCCGCUCUGUGAGCUGCCCAUCGUCAUACGGAAUGCAGCAUUUUCCGGCGACUCGUAUGUGUCGCAUCGCAUCUACAAGGACAUUGGACAGCACGAGGCUCUGGAUGCCGUGCUGCCCAUGCACAUCCAGCUGAAGGUGCGAACAAGAGCCACUAAUGGACUGAUCAUGCUGGCCGCCGCCCAGGGCACAAAGGGUGGACACUACAUGGCGUUGUUCCUCCAAAAGGGACUGAUGCAGUUUCAGUUCUCGUGCGGAUUGCAGACGAUGCUGCUGAGUGAGCUGGAAACGCCGGUGAAUACGGGCCACGAAAUUACCAUUCGAGCUGAAUUGGACUUUAGCCGGAAUUACACACACUGCAAUGCCUCGCUGCUGGUGAACGACACAUUGGCCAUGUCCGGGGAUCAGCCGACGUGGCUGAAACUACUGCCCCAGCGACUGCAUACACCGGAGGCGAUACUGAACACAUGGCUGCACUUGGGCGGGGCACCCCAAGCGCCGAUUGGCCUGAUUAUCGAGUUGCCGCCAGCACAAAGCGGCACCGGCUUCACCGGGUGUCUCCACACGUUGCGCAUUAACGGACAAGGGCGCGAAAUAUUCGGCGAUGCCCUUGAUGGCUUUGGCAUUACGGAAUGCGGCUCUUUGGCCUGCCUAUCGAGUCCCUGUCGCAAUGGUGCCGCCUGCAUUAAGAUCGAAACGAAUGAUCUGGACGAGAAUGGCGAGAAGGCAGAGAAAUGGAAAUGUAAAUGUCCGACAGGCUAUAUGGGACCCACCUGUGAGAUAUCCGUGUGCGAGGAUAAUCCCUGCCAAUAUGGUGGCACGUGUGUACAGUUUCCGGGCAGUGGGUAUCUGUGUCUGUGUCCUUUGGGCAAACAUGGACACUACUGCGAGCAUAAUCUCGAAGUGGCGCUACCCUCAUUCUCUGGCAGCGUUAAUGGUUUGUCCUCUUUUGUGGCCUACACCGUGCCCAUUCCCUUGGAGUAUUCCCUAGAGCUGAGCUUCAAGAUUUUGCCCCAGACCAUGUCACAGAUCUCGCUGCUGGCAUUCCUCGGCCAAUCGGGCUAUCACGAUGAGAAGAGCGAUCAUCUGGCCGUGAGCUUCAUACAGGGUUACAUUAUGUUGACCUGGAAUCUGGGCGCCGGACCACGUCGCAUUUUCACCCAGAAACCCAUCGAUUUUCGGCUGGAUGCUCCGCGAGUGCCCUACGAAAUAAAAGUGGGUCGCAUUGGGCGGCAGGCGUGGCUUUCGGUCGAUGGAAAGUUCAACAUUACAGGACGUUCACCGGGCAGCGUUAGUCGCAUGGAGGUGCUGCCCAUACUCUAUUUGGGUGGUCAUGAAAUUGCCAACUUUAAUACCCUGCCACACGAUCUGCCGCUGCAUUCGGGCUUCCAGGGCUGCAUCUACGAUGUCCAGCUGAAGGCUGGCGCUGUGACAGUGCCCCUGCAGGAGACACGUGGCGUUCGUGGUCGUGGAGUCGGACAAUGUGGCACCAGGGAGUGCCAUCGACAUGCCUGCCAGCAUGAUGGCGCCUGUUUGCAGCAUGGAGCAACCUUUACUUGCAUCUGCCAGGAGGGCUGGUAUGGUCCAUUGUGUGCACAGCCCACGAAUCCCUGUGAUUCGUUCAACAAUAAAUGCUACGAGGAUGCCACUUGUGUGCCUCUGGUGAAUGGCUACGAAUGCGAUUGUCCUGUGGGUCGCACGGGCAAGAAUUGUGAAGAGGUUAUACGCUCCCUCAGCGAUGUCUCACUCACCGGCAGACGCUCUUACUUGGCCGUUCGCUGGCCCUAUCUGUACGAUGGCGGCGACAAACUGGGCGCCAAGCGUUCCCAAAUGGUUAGCUAUCGAAAUUUCACCAAGAAAUUGAUGCCCCCCAAACCCAUCUCGACGCCCAGCACACACUUUGUGAUGAAGCUGCUCAACGAAGUGGAGAAGCAGCGCAGCUUCUCGCCCGUGCCCCUGAUGGGUUCCAAGACCUUCGAGGAGAUUCAUCGCGUGCAGUUCUUCUUCAUUGAGUUCCAGCUGCGUCCGCUUUCGGAGCGCGGAUUGCUCUUGUAUUUUGGUACACUAAACAACAACCAGGACAAGAAAAUUGGCUUCGUUUCGCUCUCACUGCAGGGCGGGGUGGUGGAAUUCCGCAUUUCGGGACCCAGCACUCAUGUGACAGUGGUGCGCAGUGUCCGCAUGUUGGCCAUUGGCGAGUGGCACAAGAUCAAAAUGGCCCAAAGGGGUCGCUGGCUCACACUCUGGGUGGAGGGCAGUGCCUCCUCGGCAUUGGCUCCAUCCGCAGAGGUUCUGGUCGAACCUGAUUCCCUCCUGUAUGUAGGUGGCCUCAAGGAUGUGUCCAAGCUGCCGCAUAAUGCCAUCUCGGGCUUCCCCAUACCCUUCCGUGGCUGUGUUCGCGGUUUGGUUGUCAGCGGCACAAGAAUUGUUCUGAAUGAAACCAAUAUUGUGGAAUCUCGUAAUAUUCGUGACUGCGAUGGCACUGCUUGUGGCGGUGAUUCCUGCGAAUCUGGUGGACACUGCUGGCUGGAUGAGAAACUACAGCCCCAUUGCAUUUGUCCAGAGUAUGCCAAGGGCGAUCGUUGUGAAUAUUCCGAAUCCUGCAAGCUGAUACCCUGCAAAAACAAUGGACGUUGCCUGCGCAGUGGUCGCUGUUCGUGUCCCAAUGGUUGGGGCGGUUUCUACUGUGAAAUUGCCAUGAGUAAACCAACAACACCAAGCUUCCGUGGCAACAGUUACCUGAUCUUGCCGCCACCCCGCAUACCCAUGAAAGACAAGCGACGCGGACCCUCGCUCUAUGUGCGCCCCCGCGAAGCCAUUCAAAUCAGCCUCAAUUUCUCCACCAUCGAGCCGGACGGUCUGCUGCUCUGGAGCGAACACGAUCGCCGCAAAUUCUUGGGCCUGGGCCUGGAGAACGGCCACCUAAAGCUGGCCAGCAAUCUCUUAGGCAGCAACAAUGACACGGUCCAGGCCCCAGCCAGUGGCUUCAUAGCCGAUGGCGCCUGGCACUGGACGAGUGUGCUCUUGGAUCGCACUCGACUGGAGCUGCAGCUGGAUGGAGAGGUGAUCUUUACGGAACGUUUGCCGGAGGGCCCCAACCGGCGAGAUGAUUCAACAACAACGCAGGCCACAGCUUUGUCCAGCAGGCGGAGAGCAGCGGGCAAAGAGCCGACCAUUAGCUAUGAGGAUGUCUUUUAUUUGGGCGGAUUUCCCAAUCUGGAUUCGGUGAGCAAACGCACGCUGGGCCGCUACUUUGAGCCCUUCAAGGGCUGCCUGCAGGAUAUACAGUUUGGAUCCGAACCACAGGCCAUUAUUAGCGAUUUCUCGGCGUAUCAGGGCGAGAAUAUUGGCUCUUGUGAUCUUCACGGUGAUGAGCCGAUUGUUGUAUAAAAAAAAAAAACGAGUAACAAAAUAAUCAAAAAACAAAGAAGAUUCCAAAAUAGGGGGAAAUGAGCAAAACUGAAGACGAAUUAUGAAUGAAGAGAAGAUAACUACUUUUAAGUUAAGAUUUAAGGCAAGAAUAAAUAGGAAAUGGACGAUAAUGGCGACGACAUAUUUCCCGGCAUCAGUUUUUGGGGCAAUAAUCGAUUAAAGAUCGAUUAAUAAAAAAGACAAGCAAAGGAACGUAAUUUUGUAAAUUUUAUAGAAAUAAAAACUGAAAAAACUGAAAAAAAGACAAAAAGUUUAGACUUAAAAAAAUCAUGAAAAUUGAAAAAUAAUUGAAAGGAAAGAAAACAAAAAACACUUAACUCUCGAGACAAAAUUAUACAGUUUAGGAACUAAAAACUAACUCUAGUGAAUACCGAUUACCAGAUACAGAUAUAGAACUUCUCUUACGUAAGUGAUAUUUCAAAUGGAAUAAUGGAUAAAAAAAACACCCAAAAAAACCAAUAUAAUAUUUAUUUAACUGAAUGCAUAUUCGUUUUUGUUUGUUGAUUGAGGAUUUGUGUUAUGCUGUUGUAACUAUAAAUUCUAUAUAUAUAUAGACUAUCCAGAUUAUGUGUUCUUCUUUCCAUUCGAUACACUCAAAACACUAUCUACGAAAACUGCCCUAUUUUUCUACCAUUUUUCAUUUGUUCAAUUUUAAAAUGAAUUUUAUCUAAUAUUAAUACAAUAUUAUUGUUUUCCCUGUUAUCUGUAUACGUUAUAUAGCAUAAAGCUCUCUCCCGAUUGAAGCCAUUUAGUUGCCUUGUAGUAAGUUAGUGUAUAAUCUCUGUCUCUCUAUAAACUAUGAUUUAUCGUAAAGAACUAACUCAAAACAAACAAAAAAAAAGAAGCCCAUAACGGCUAAGUCUAUAGUUAUGAAAAGUCAUACAAUAUAAUUAUUCUUAUAUAUGGAAAAACCAAGUAGCAAGAAACCAAAAAAAACCCUUAUACAUAUAUAAAUAUAUACAAUACGAUAUACAAUACAUGAAAAAAUAUAUUGGUAAAUUGUAACCAAAAAACGCAGUACAUUAAGUAUGUAUUUAUUUCGAGAGACAACUUAACCAGUUAUAAUUUUAAAUU